AUGUCGGAAUGCCUGGACAAAGAGAACCACCCUCGCUUGGAGGAGAGGAUGGGCGAUUUCAGCGCUGAGCCUUUCGUCCUGUCGCAGCGUGACGAACGCUGCCAGCUGCCGUCGAAGUGGGUGCCCCUGCGCCUCACCGAGGUGCGAGGCCUUUGCGGCUGCGACCGCAAGGCCACGAGUGCUCGUGCGGAAGCGGCGGAAGCACGAAGCAGCUUUCCGAAGCCGAAGGAGCUGCCCCCGCGCUUGCGCGAGGUCAGACAAGCCUACCAGCUGGACACCGAUUUCUCGAAGACUCCGCAGGCUCGACCUUCCAGUGGCCUCCGGCGGCAGCUGGGGCUCCUGGACAAAUUGCAAUUCGAUCGAAGUGCUCUUUGGUGCCCAGUGGCCCCGAGUCUGACCGUGCAAAAGCGCGGGCACGGCUUAGGUUCAGUGCCGCAGUGCUCAAACAACCAAUGUAACCCACGAGCUACAAUGGGUUUGCUUCUAAAGAUCACCAAAGUAGUCGAGGACUCAGACUGGACUCGACAGACGGCCCGCCACCUGACCCCACCGGAGGUGCACGACUGCUUGGAAUCCCAGGGGUUGCUGCGACCGGUGUCGCCGCCAAAGCUUUUUGCGACGUCGAACGUCGUCACGAUGCCUUCGCCUUUGGCCGAAGUGUCCUUGGAGAAGAGCUCACUGCCACACUACUUGAGCUCUGAGCAAGCCCUGCAGGAGUAUUUGGAGUCGGCGGGUGUGAACACCAGCAAAUUCGGCAAGGGCAACGCCAAGCCGCUGGCGUGGCUCUACCAUGAGCUGAAGGAAGGCACCUGCUACUUGGAAUCGCCCUCCCUCGCGUCCCCCACCUCCGCGCCCGGCGCGCCCCGGUCUGAGCGCCGCAGCAGCCCACUGCGCGUGGUGGAACCGAUCUUCAUUCGUCUUCGCUUUCGUGGACGUGUCCUGGUGCAGGAGAAGCAGCAGUUCCCUGAUGGUCGCUUCCGCGUGCGGAACAUGUUGUUGGCGGAAAAGAAGGAACCUCGGGACUCGGGGGGCAUUCUGAGCACCAUCCACCGCGCCAUCCACGAAGAGCUGGGCGUGCCACUGGAGGACCUGGGUCGAGAGGACGUGAUGCAAUACCGCCCUGACACCUACCACUUCGAGAUUGAACACAUCGACUCGCCAUCCUAUCCAGGAUUGGCAUCUGCCUACCGCACACAUCACGUUCAGGUGGAUAUUCUUGAGACAGGCCUCGACAGCUUCAUGCACUGUGGUCUUCCGGAGUUCUCGGACUUCGUGACGCGGGAGAAGACCUCCCACGGCGAGAUCACGCUCUUCUGGCGCUGGGACGACGUGGCCACCGCCCUGAAGCGCGAGGCGAGGGUUGGGGCGCGAGGCGAGCGCAGUCGCGGUUCGUGGGUUCGCAGUUCGUGGCCUGAAGGGGAGGGGGUGCCAGAGGUGGGUGAAGGAAGGAAGGGACGCGAGGGGUCAUUAAGGGUUUUGGUGCAAGUCUUGGUGGGCGGCUACGGCGAGCUACGGCCGGACUCUGGUUUCCGAGUCAAUGGCUUGGAGGCUGUUUUUGGAUUCCAGUGGUCCUCUUCAGGAUUGGCAGAGUUCCCCAUGAAACAACCAUGA
Molecule: messenger RNA, 1611 nt
Organism: Durusdinium trenchii
Lineage: Eukaryota; Dinophyceae; Suessiales; Symbiodiniaceae
Source: the annotation of a GenBank genome assembly